CUGCUGCCUAGGUACAACGACACCACCACCACCACCACCACCACCAUUACCAGACCAGUACCGCAGCUUCACUAUCACAAUACCUACAGUCUCCCCACUUGCAUCCAGAAAUUACCGCUACCAUGCUCCAACUCGCUCUCGCCACUCUCCUCCAACUCUCGCUCGUCUUACUGGUCAACGCAGCGCCCAUCGCGACACAAUCCGAGCCAUGGCAAGCAGGGACUGGUGGUGGAAUCGUUGGACUCAUUGUCCUCAUCCUAUAUAUCAUUGCUUGGGUUGAGAUUCUCCAGUCUAAUCGCCCGCCUUUGAACAAGCUCAUCUGGUGCUUGGUCGUCUUCCUAUUUCCUGUCGUUGGAAUGAUCAUCUACUACCUCUUCUCGAACCGCGACGCUCAUGGCCGCUCAGGCUAUGAGGCUAUUGGAGCAUAGAGUGAUGGAAGAUUGGGGUGAUGUGUUUACGGUCAGGAAGGCGGUGGCCGGCAAGGCGCACAAUGAGAGGUGCUUGGGGUUAGUGGAGAGU
Molecule: messenger RNA, 519 nt
Organism: Lindgomyces ingoldianus
Lineage: Eukaryota; Fungi; Ascomycota; Dothideomycetes; Pleosporales; Lindgomycetaceae
Exons: 2
Coding region: 123-428 (101 amino acids)
Source: RefSeq, a predicted model, not a curated record